AUGCAGGACUUGGAAGCAAAUCCUGACAUUCCAGUGGAUUCAUUGCAAAGAGUUUGCAUGGAAAGAUACAGGAUUAAUGUGAAGCUCAGGUUAUUCUACAAAGUCAAGGCCUUAGCUAGGGUGCAAAUUCAUGGGGGUUUUGCUGAAUCAUAUGCACUUUUACCCAAGUAUGUUGAGAUGAUUAAAGAAACUAAUAUAGGAUCCCAUGCACUAAUUACCUGGACUGACAAUGGUAAUGAAGGAUCUAGAUUCAAGGCAUGUUUUAUCUCAUUUGCAGCUCAGGUGAAGGGUUUCUUGGGUGGAUAUAGACCCAUAAUAGGCAUUGAUGGUGCACAUCUUAGUGGCUAUUAUAAGGGCAUAAUGCUGACUGCAGUAGGAAUUGAUGGCAACAAUGAGAUAUUUGUCAUUGCAUAUGGUUUGGUUUCAACAGAAAGCAUAGAGACCUGGGCCUAUUUCUUCAGGAAUCUCAAAAUUUUGUUUCAGCAACAUGGAUGUGAAAAAGAUGACUGGACAUUCAUUAGUGACAGAAUGAGGGGUGUUGACUCAGCUGUGUUUGAGGUUUUUCCAAGAGCAACAAGGAGAAUUUGUUGCCAGCAUCUUUACUCAAACUGCAAGAACAAAGGCUGGAGUGGGAAUGCCUUUCACAACUUGUUCUGGGUUGCUGCCAAUGCCUACAAUGAAUAUGUCUUUGAAAAGGCAAUGUCCAAAAUAAAGAAGUAUAAUGAAGAAGUAGAGAAGUACCUUAGAGCUAUUGAGGAGCAAUGGUCAGUCCAUACAUUUGGCAGAAGGGUUUGUUGUGAUCAUAACACAACUAACUUUGUGGAAUCAUUCAAUUCAUGCACACAACCACACAGAGAUAUGCCUGUUUUGACAUUAUUGGAAGCUGUGAGAAACUGGUGUAUGAAGAGGAUUGGAGCUAGAUUUGACAAAGCUAUUGACAUGGAGCUUAAUCAACUAACAGAGUAUGCAAAAGGUAUUCUAGAGUCAAGGAGUGAAGACUCUAGGUUCUGUCAUGUGACAGCUUGUGGGGGUGGAGAGUUUGAAGUUAGGGAUGGGCAUCUGAAGUUCCUUGUCACACUUAAGACCAUGACAUGUGGAUGUGGGAAAUGCCAGAGACUACAAGCAACUAAUUUUGUGUCUGCAUAUUUCAAGGGGGCAGCAUAUAAAAUGACUUAUGGAGACCAUAUCCAUCCCAUGGCAGAUCCUACUCACUGGCCAGGGUUUGAUGUCUCAGAAAUUGCUCCUCCUAUAGUCUAG
Chenopodium quinoa (quinoa) is the source of this 1257-nucleotide messenger RNA. RefSeq lists its product as uncharacterized. Gene Ontology annotation, molecular function: transposase activity; DNA binding. The transcript has 4 exons. The record is from RefSeq and is a predicted model, not a curated record. Gene Ontology annotation, biological process: DNA transposition. Bases 1 to 1257 code for a protein of 418 amino acids. NCBI's taxonomy places the organism in Eukaryota, Viridiplantae, Streptophyta, Magnoliopsida, Caryophyllales, Amaranthaceae.